Molecule: messenger RNA, 1173 nt
Organism: Pan troglodytes (chimpanzee)
Lineage: Eukaryota; Metazoa; Chordata; Mammalia; Primates; Hominidae
Gene: GDF1
Product: growth differentiation factor 1
Exons: 2
Coding region: 1-1119 (372 amino acids)
Cellular component (GO): extracellular region
Molecular function (GO): growth factor activity; cytokine activity
Source: RefSeq, a predicted model, not a curated record
AUGCCACCGCCGCAGCAAGGUCCCUGCGGCCACCACCUCCUCCUCCUCCUGGCCCUGCUGCUGCCCUCGCUGCCCCCGACCCGCGCCCCCGUGCCCCCAGGCCCAGCCGCCUCCCUGCUCCAGGCUCUCGGACUGCGCGAUGAGCCCCAGGGUGCCCCCAGGCUCCGGCCGGUUCCCCCGGUCAUGUGGCGCCUGUUUCGACGCCGGGACCCCCAGGAGACCAGGUCUGGUUCGCGGCGGACGUCCCCAGGGGUCACCCUGCAACCGUGCCACGUGGAGGAGCUGGGGGUCGCCGGAAACAUCGUGCGCCACAUCCCGGACCGCGGUGCGCCCACCCGGGCCUCGGAGCCUGCCUCGGCCGCGGGGCAUUGCCCUGAGUGGACAGUCGUCUUCGACCUGUCGGCUGUGGAACCCGCUGAGCGCCCGAGCCGGGCCCGCCUGGAGCUGCGUUUCGCGGCGGCGGCGGCGGCAGCCCCGGAGGGCGGCUGGGAGCUGAGCGUGGCGCAAGCGGGCCAGGGUGCGGGCGCGGACCCCGGGCCGGUGCUGCUCCGUCAGUUGGUGCCCGCCCUGGGGCCGCCAGUGCGCGCGGAGCUGCUGGGCGCCGCUUGGGCUCGCAAUGCCUCGUGGCCGCGCAGCCUCCGCCUGGCGCUGGCGCUACGCCCCCGGGCUCCUGCAGCCUGCGCGCGCCUGGCCGAGGCCUCGCUGCUGCUGGUGACCCUCGACCCGCGCCUGUGCCACCCCCUGGCCCGGCCGCGGCGCGACGCCGAACCCGUGUUGGGCGGCGGCCCCGGGGGCGCUUGUCGCGCGCGGCGGCUGUACGUGAGCUUCCGCGAGGUGGGCUGGCACCGCUGGGUCAUCGCGCCGCGCGGCUUCCUGGCCAACUACUGCCAGGGUCAGUGCGCGCUGCCCGUCGCGCUGUCGGGGUCCGGGGGGCCGCCGGCGCUCAACCACGCUGUGCUGCGCGCACUCAUGCACGCGGCCGCCCCGGGAGCCGCCGACCUGCCCUGCUGCGUGCCCGCGCGCCUUUCGCCCAUCUCCGUGCUCUUCUUUGACAACAGCGACAACGUGGUGCUGCGGCAGUAUGAGGACAUGGUGGUGGACGAGUGCGGCUGCCGCUAACCCGGGGGGCGGGCAGGGACGCGGGCCCAACAAUAAAUGCCGCGUGGUCUGCUC